AAAUUGUCCACGAGCAAACUGUGAUUGAUAUAUACAAAGUGAGAGCAUAGUCACAGAACCAGAUAUUUAUAGUAUUCAUUUUUUAAAAAAAAUUAUUAAAAAGAGAGAAAUAAUGUUACCAGAAGACUGUGUUUCGACAAUUUUGUCACUUACUUCUCCAUUAGACGUAUGCCGAUCCUCUGCGGUGUCGUCUACGUUUAGUUCGGCUGCAGAUUCUGAUGUCGUUUGGGAGAGAUUUUUGCCCUCUGAUUAUCACCAACUGCUGUUCAGAUUGGUCAAAACCACUGCCAAAUCUCACUUUUGCACAAAGAAAGAGCUUUUCUUUCAUCUCUGUAAUCCUCUUCUCAUAGAUGGUGGCACAAAGAGCUUCAAAAUAGACAAAUCAUCUGGCAAAAAAACUUAUCUACUCUCUGCAAGAGAGCUUUUCAUAACAUGGGGUGAUGAACCAAUGUAUUGGAGCUGGAAACAUGCACAGGAAUCAAGGUUUGCUGAGGUGGUUGAGCUCAGAACAAUCUCAUGGCUUGAGAUUCAUGGCAAGAUUAGAACCCAAAUGCUCUCUAGGAACACAACCUACUCUGCUUAUCUAGUGAUGAACAUUUCCAACCGUGCAUAUGGGCUUGAAACGGCACCGUUUGAGAUAUCUGUUGAAGUGGGAAGCAGACAAGUGUCUUAUGGCACAGUUUGUGUCAGUGGAUAUGAUAAGAAGAAGCAACAAAAUGACCAAAACUGCAAGCAAACAUUAAAAACGACACCGUUUGUGGAAGAGAAGAAUGUGAUAAGUGAAAGAAACGACGGUUGGAUGGAGAUCAAGCUAGGAGAGUUCUUCACAGGAGGCGAAAAUGAUGAGGAAGUGAAAAUGAGUCUAACUGAGACAAAGGGUUAUCAUUUGAAAGCAGGGCUUGUUAUUGAAGGUAUUGAAGUUAGGCCUAAGCAUUAACAAAAGCUACUGUUCUUUAUUUCUUCUUCUUCUUCUUCUUUAGAUUGAUUCUUUCAUUGUUUUUGUUCUGUUUCAAAAUGAGAUGUAAAUAUACGUAAAAGAAGAGUUUCUUGCAAUAUACCAAGUUGUAUCGAUUGAUUGAUCA
Molecule: messenger RNA, 1082 nt
Organism: Humulus lupulus (European hop)
Lineage: Eukaryota; Viridiplantae; Streptophyta; Magnoliopsida; Rosales; Cannabaceae
Product: F-box protein PP2-B15-like
Exons: 3
Coding region: 113-937 (274 amino acids)
Molecular function (GO): protein binding
Source: RefSeq, a predicted model, not a curated record